This is a messenger RNA of Knipowitschia caucasica, 2346 nucleotides long. The record is from the annotation of a GenBank genome assembly. Lineage: Eukaryota; Metazoa; Chordata; Actinopteri; Gobiiformes; Gobiidae.
AUGGACUGUGGCAGUACCAUAGACUGUGGCAGUACCAUGGACUGUGGCAGUACCAUGGACUGUGGCAGUACCAUGGACUGUGGCAGUACCAUGGACUGUGGCAGUACCAUGGACUGUGGCAGUACCAUGGACUGUGGCAGUACCAUGGACUGUGGCAGUACCAUAGACUGUGGCAGUACCAUAGACUGUGGCAGUACCAUGGACUGUGGCAGUACCAUAGACUGUGGCAGUACCAUGGACUGUGGCAGUACCAUAGACUGUGGCAGUACCAUAGACUGUGGCAGUACCAUAGACUGUGGCAGUACCAUAGACUGUGGCAGUACCAUAGACUGUGGCAGUACCAUGGACUGUGGCAGUACCAUGGACUGUGGCAGUACCAUGGACUGUGGCAGUACCAUGGACUGUGGCAGUACCAUGGACUGUGGCAGUACCAUAGACUGUGGCAGUACCAUAGACUGUGGCAGUACCAUGGACUGUGGCAGUACCAUGGACUGUGGCAGUACCAUAGACUGUGGCAGUACCAUGGACUGUGGCAGUACCAUGGACUGUGGCAGUACCAUAGACUGUGGCAGUACCAUGGACUGUGGCAGUACCAUGGACUGUGGCAGUACCAUGGACUGUGGCAGUACCAUGGACUGUGGCAGUACCAUAGACUGUGGCAGUACCAUGGACUGUGGCAGUACCAUGGACUGUGGCAGUACCAUAGACUGUGGCAGUACCAUGGACUGUGGCAGUACCAUGGACUGUGGCAGUACCAUGGACUGUGGCAGUACCAUGGACUGUGGCAGUACCAUAGACUGUGGCAGUACCAUAGACUGUGGCAGUACCAUGGACUGUGGCAGUACCAUAGACUGUGGCAGUACCAUGGACUGUGGCAGUACCAUAGACUGUGGCAGUACCAUAGACUGUGGCAGUACCAUAGACUGUGGCAGUACCAUAGACUGUGGCAGUACCAUAGACUGUGGCAGUACCAUGGACUGUGGCAGUACCAUGGACUGUGGCAGUACCAUGGACUGUGGCAGUACCAUGGACUGUGGCAGUACCAUGGACUGUGGCAGUACCAUAGACUGUGGCAGUACCAUAGACUGUGGCAGUACCAUGGACUGUGGCAGUACCAUGGACUGUGGCAGUACCAUAGACUGUGGCAGUACCAUGGACUGUGGCAGUACCAUGGACUGUGGCAGUACCAUAGACUGUGGCAGUACCAUGGACUGUGGCAGUACCAUGGACUGUGGCAGUACCAUAGACUGUGGCAGUACCAUGGACUGUGGCAGUACCAUGGACUGUGGCAGUACCAUGGACUGUGGCAGUACCAUAGACUGUGGCAGUACCAUGGACUGUGGCAGUACCAUGGACUGUGGCAGUACCAUAGACUGUGGCAGUACCAUGGACUGUGGCAGUACCAUGGACUGUGGCAGUACCAUGGACUGUGGCAGUACCAUGGACUGUGGCAGUACCAUGGACUGUGGCAGUACCAUGGACUGUGGCAGUACCCACCUUCCUACCAGGCAGAAUCGUCCUGAGCGCUUCAGCCGGAAUCACAACACGAAAGCUAGCUGCUGUUACAAAGAGGUUGAAGAGGCACUGAUUGGCAGUCAGAAAGCCAACAUAGCUUUUGUGACUCUGCGUGGAGGCGAGAAAGGCCGGUUUGUUGCUGUUGCUGCAUGUGAGCAAGUGUUCAUUUGGGACGUCCGAAAAGGAGAAAAGGUCCUGAUAUUACAGGGACAGAAACAUGAAGUGACUUUCCUCUGCCCGUCCCCCGAUGGCAUCCACAUCGCAGUGGGAUAUGAGGAUGGAGCUGUGAAAAUCUUCAGUUUGUUGAAUGGAGAAAGUAAUGUCUCUUUCAAUGGACACAAGUCGGCUGUUACGGUUAUUCAAUACGACUCUCUCGGGGCACGGCUCGUGACAGGCUCCAAGGACACAGAUGUGAUUGUGUGGGACAUCAUUAACGAGUGUGGCUUAUACAGACUGAAAGGACAUAAAGAUGUCGUCACACAAGCUCUGUUACUCAAGAAGAACCUGCUUGUCACCAGCUCCAAAGACAGUUUUGUUAAAUGGUGGGACUUGGAUACACAACAUUGCUUCAAAACCAUGGUUGGACACCGCAGUGAGGUUUGGAGCAUGGUUCUGCUCAAUAACCAGAGUCGACUGCUCACGGGUUCAGCCGACAGUGAACUUCGGGCCUGGGACAUCAACUUCCUGCAGGAGAAACGAGCUGAGGGAGAACCUGAUGUAAAAAAGGGAAAGGCGCUGAUGACGCUGGAGGAUGACGAGGGCGACGAAGAGCCGGACGAGAACCCGGAAGAGGUAAAAGCACUGGUCUCGGUCACUUCUGUUUUACACUGA